Capsicum annuum is the source of this 3831-nucleotide messenger RNA. Its product is annotated as putative receptor-like protein kinase At3g47110. Gene Ontology annotation, molecular function: protein binding; ATP binding; protein kinase activity. The transcript has 4 exons. The coding region runs from base 116 to 3637 and encodes 1173 amino acids. Gene Ontology annotation, biological process: protein phosphorylation. The record is from RefSeq and is a predicted model, not a curated record. Gene Ontology annotation, cellular component: plasma membrane. NCBI's taxonomy places the organism in Eukaryota, Viridiplantae, Streptophyta, Magnoliopsida, Solanales, Solanaceae.
CUUGGUUGAUUUAGUGGUAUUAUAGUGUUGGUAUGACCAAAAGGGAGAUCUCACUGCUAUUUAAAGUGUCAAAACACAUGUUAUAGAGCAUACCUACCUACUAAUUAUUGCAAUAAUGGAGAAAGCCUUCACAUUUUUUCUCUCAACACUCUUCUUGCUUAUGGCUAGUUCAGUCAUGUCCCAAACCAACAUUACGACUGAUCAAUUAGCUCUUCUAUCCUUAAAAUCCCAAAUUAUUUCGGACCCCUUUCAUUUAUUGGAUGAAAGUUGGUCUCCCGUUAGGUCUGUUUGCCAGUGGGUUGGAGUCACUUGUGAUUUUCGUCACCAACGAGUGAAGUCUUUGAAUCUUUCCAGCAUGGAUCUUUCAGGCAGGAUUCCCCCUGAUCUUGGAAAUCUCUCAUUUCUUGUUUCUCUCGACUUGGAAAGCAACAAUUUCCAUGGAAAUUUGCCUCAAGAAAUGACACGCUUGCGUCGGCUUAAGUUUCUUGAUUUAAGUUUCAACAACUUCAGCGGGAAGGUUCCUCCUUGGUUUGGAUUUUUACACCAAAUUCAAGUUCUAAGUCUUAGGAAUAAUAGUUUCACCGGCUCCCUUCCCUCUUCAAUUUUUAAUAUUUCAAAGCUUGAAAUGUUGAAUUUGGCAUUCAAUUCCUUAGAAGGUCAUAUCCCUGUGUCUCUCUCGAAUGCCUCAAGGUUGCAGACGUUAGAAUUAUCUUAUAAUUCACUUCAAGGAGACAUUCCAGAAGGGAUCGGCAAUCUUCCCAACAUGAACUGGUUGUCCAUACAACAUAAUCAACUUACGGGUUCUAUACCAUUCACAGUUUUCAAUAUUUCUAGGAUCGAAAUCAUUGCAUUUACAGGCAAUAGCUUAUCAGGAAAUCUCCCCAAUGGUUUAUGCAAUGGUCUCCCAAUACUCAAAGAGCUAUAUCUAACCGGAAACAAGCUUUUUGGUCAUAUGCCUACAAGCUUGUCAAAUUGUUCACAACUUCAAGUUUUGUCUUUAUCAAAAAAUGAGUUUGAUGGACCAAUACAUAGUGAAAUUGGAAGAUUGAGUGACUUGCAGCAAUUGUAUCUCGGAGCUAACCAUUUCACAGGGAUAAUUCCACAAGAAAUAGGAAAUCUUGCUAAUUUGAUGGAGUUAUCGAUGGAGGUAAACCAGAUAACCGGUUCAGUCCCAAUCUCCAUAUUCAAUAUCUCGGUGCUGCAAGUUUUGUCACUGUGGGGGAACGAUCUUAAUGGAUUCUUACCACGAGAUAUUGGCAACUUAACCGAGAUGCAGUUUUUAUAUCUUCAACAAAAUAGGUUUACCGGUGAAAUACCUAACGAGAUAAGCAAUCUCGUUGUGUUGGAGAAACUUAAUCUUCAAUCUAAUAGUUUUAGUGGUUCACUUGAAAUGGAGACCUUCAACAUAUCAGGGCUGAGAGUGAUUUCUCUUGCAAACAAUAAUCUAUCAGGAAGCCUCCCACCAAACAUAGGUUCUAUCUUACCCAACAUUGAAGAGCUUAAUCUGGGGAGCUUAACCAAUCUUGUUGGAACUAUUCCUCAUUCCAUCUCCAAUUGUUCAGAACUUACUAUUCUAGAGCUUUCUAACAACCAACUCACUGGCUUGAUUCCCAAUUCUAUUGGAUAUUUGACUUAUCUACAGUAUCUAAAUUUAGCACUAAACAAUUUAACUAGUGACUCAUCUUUAAGCUUCCUGACUUUCUUAACCAAUUGCAGAAAUUUAACUGCUCUUUCUCUAACUUUGAACCCUCUAAACGGCAUGCUUCCAGCUUCCACGGGGAACCUUUCCACCUCUCUUAGAAAUUUUUACGCCAACGUUUGCAAAAUCAAAGGGCGAAUUCCAAAUGAAGUUGGGAACUUAAGCAGCUUAUUAGACCUUGAUCUUUCUAGAAACUACUUGGUUGGAUCGAUUCCCACAUCAAUUGGAAACUUGAGAAACCUGCAGGGCUUGUUCUUGAGUAACAACAAACUUACAGGAUCUAUCGGUGAUAAUCUAUGUAAAUUGCAGUCCUUGGAUGUCAUCGACUUGACUCAAAAUCAAUUUUCAGGUUCUCUUCCUAAUUGUUUAGGAAAGAUUACUUCCCUUAGAGAGAUACGUAUGGGUUCCAAUAAAUUGAGUACCAAUAUACCACCAAGCUUAGGGAACAUUCAAGAUCUAGUGGUUCUUGACUUAUCGUCAAACAACAUGGUAGGUUCUUUACCUCUAGAAAUUGGAAAUCUAAAGGCUGCGACACUGAUAGAUCUGUCAAUGAAUCAAUUUUCAAAUAGAAUUCCAAGAGAAAUUGCAGGAUUGCAGAAUCUGGCACACCUUUCUUUGAGACACAACAAGUUGCAAGGAACUAUACCUGACUCAAUGAGCAACAUGGUAGGUUUGGAAUUCCUAGACCUUUCUCACAAUAAUAUAUCUGGAAUCAUUCCUAAGUCUUUGGAGAAACUUAAAAACCUAAAGUAUUUCAAUGUUUCUUUCAACAAAUUGUAUGGUGAAAUACCCUCGGGAGGUCCUUUCAAGAACCUCUCAAGUCAGUUUUUCAUCUACAAUGAAGCAUUUUGUGGUUCUUCAAGAUUUAGUGUCCCGCCAUGCCCCACUUCAUCAAAAAACAUAUCAAAUAGGAAAAAAUUGCUAGUUCUUUUUCUUUUGCUCGCAAUUGCGGUUGUAUUUGUUCCUAUGACCUUUGUGCUCCUAUGGAUAAGGUAUAGAAGAGGUAAAAGUGCUCCUCAACAAGCUGAGUCACUGUCUACCGUAACACGAGAAAGAAUUUCAUACUAUGAACUGCUCCAAACAACGGAUGACCUUAGUGAGAGUAAUCUGAUUGGUAUUGGAAGUUUUGGCUCUGUUUACAAAGGUGUCCUUAGAAGUGGAACUGCCAUUGCAGUGAAAGUGUUCAACCUGCAACUGGAUGCGGCAUUCAAGAGUUUUGAUACGGAAUGUGAAGUUUUGCGCAGCCUUCGCCAUAGGAAUCUCGUAAAAGUCAUUACUAGUUGUUCCAAUCUUGAUUUUAAGGCUUUAGUUCUUGAUUAUAUGCCUAAUGGGAGUCUUGAGAAGUAUUUGUAUUCGCACAACUACUUCCUCGACAUCAAGCAGAGACUAAGCAUAAUGAUAGAUGUGGCAUGCGCUUUGGAAUAUCUUCACCAUGGGUGCUCGUUGCCUGUGAUUCACUGUGACGUGAAGCCUAGUAACGUCUUGCUGGAUGAAGAUAUGGUUGCCCACCUCAGCGACUUUGGCAUUUCAAAACUGCUUGGUGAAGAUCCGGGUGAUUUGUACACUAAAACCUUAGCAACAUUGGGGUAUAUUGCACCGGAAUAUGGACUGGAAGGACUAGUAUCAACAAAGUGUGACAUCUAUAGCUAUGGGGUCAUGUUGCUGGAAACGUUUACUAGGAGAAAGCCUAAUGAGUUUGAGGGAGAUCUUAGCUUGAAGCAAUGGGCGAGUUAUUCACUUCCAGAUGCUGUAAUGGAGAUCGUAGAUGCCAACUUGUUAACAUCAACUGGUAAUCGCUUAAAGAAGGAGCUAGAUGUUGUCGCAUCAAUCAUGAAAGUUGCAUUAGAUUGUUGUAACGAAUCUCCAACAAGAAGGACCAACAUGAAAGAUGUUGUAGGGAUGCUACAGAAGAUCAAGAUUCAACUUCUAGCAUGUUGAGCAUGUUGUUGGAAUCUGUUGUUCCAAAUAAUUUGUUUGCUGCAAAUAUUUGAUUAGUUUUGGAUUCCUGUAAUAUUGCUUCUUUCUUUUUUGUUUUAGCACUUCAUUUGUGCAUGAUUCUGUUUUCAGAAACUCUAGCUGGUUGAAUAAAUCUCACUAUUUCCUUUUAACAAAAACUAAAUUGAUCACCAAAA